Messenger RNA from Morus notabilis, 2994 nucleotides. RefSeq names its product protein BREAST CANCER SUSCEPTIBILITY 1 homolog. Gene Ontology annotation, biological process: positive regulation of transcription by RNA polymerase II; double-strand break repair via homologous recombination; negative regulation of fatty acid biosynthetic process. NCBI's taxonomy places the organism in Eukaryota, Viridiplantae, Streptophyta, Magnoliopsida, Rosales, Moraceae. The coding region runs from base 6 to 2957 and encodes 983 amino acids. Gene Ontology annotation, molecular function: ubiquitin-protein transferase activity. Gene Ontology annotation, cellular component: plasma membrane; BRCA1-A complex; BRCA1-BARD1 complex. The transcript is spliced from 14 exons. The record is from RefSeq and is a predicted model, not a curated record.
CAAAAAUGGUGGGAGAUCCGAACCACCUUGAGAGAAUGGGCAGAGAACUCAAGUGCCCCAUUUGCUUGAGCCUUCUGAACUCCGCAGUUUCACUGAAUUGCAACCAUGUUUUCUGCAAUUCUUGUAUUGUGAAAUCGAUGAAAUCGGGUUCCAAUUGCCCGGUCUGUAAAGUUCCGUAUCGUCGUAGAGAAGUUCGCCCUGCUCCUCACAUGGAUAACUUGGUUGGCAUCUACAAGAGUAUGGAGAUUUCUUCAGGAGUGAAUAUAUUUGUAACUCAGAAUGCACCCCCAACUAAAUUAUCAGACGGAAAAGAGCAUGUGGAAGGUUGCAACAUUAAUGACAGACGAGAUUCUGGUCAAAUUUUUGUUGAGAAGCAGGAUUCCUUCAGAGAACUAGGGUCAAGAGAAAAAUGUAACUCCAAUCUGAAAAGUUCGUCUUCUUUUCAAGAAAAACCUUCAUUUCCAGCCAAGAAGAGGGUUCAGGUACCACAUUCACAGUCUGAAGGUGACUUGGGUGCAACUGUUGAUAAGUUAUCUGAAAAGAGCAUAAAAAUUCUAAAGAAGCAUCCUCUUACUGAUGAGAAGGGAGGACCAAGACUUUUGCCUUUCUUUUGGUUGAGAGAUGAAGAAAACAUGGAAAAUUUAAGUCAGGAGACUGAUACAAAUGCAUUCAUUGACAUGCCACUUCCAAAUGCUCCUACUUUCAGUGAUAUCAAGGACUCGGAUGAUGAAAAUACACCUAGAUUGACCCCAGAAGGAAAGGAGCUUGGUAAAUCCUCCAGUGGUGCUGAUAUGUUUGAUAGUGAAAUGUUUGAAUGGACACAAAGAGCUUGCUCCCCUGAACUCUGUUCAAGUCCCUUUAAGAUGCAGGUCUCUGAUACUGAUGAAUUUGAUGUAGCUGAAGGCAAAGCAGUGCCUGAGGGAAAUGUUAUAUCUAUGAAUAUUAGACAAGAUGAUAGAUAUACCGUUGAGUUGCCUGACAUUUCUCCUCGUGGAGCCAUCAAUGCUAAUGAUCAAACAGGUGUUAAGAAAUCUAAGAAAAGAGGUCGGGAGGCAAAGGUUGGAAUCACAUGUCCUUUGAAAAGUGCUAAUCCAGUCCCUGGAACCAAUGUAGACUCAAAUGAGAAAUCUCAAGACAUGUUUAAGACUCGCAAAAGAAGUAAGAAAGUUCAUGCUCCCUGUGGCAGAGCUGAAGCUUCAGAUGAGGGUAACAAAGAUAUGACAAUUGAGUUGCCUGCUUCCUUUGGAAAAAAGAAAAGAUGCAAUGAAGACUUGGCCUUGAAGAAGGAUGGAAAAAACUGCAAUGAGAUUCAUGUCCAGAACCAGACACAGCACGCAGUGAGCACAAAAGAGCAAAGGUCAGAUACUAUGCAAAAUGAUUCUGAAGAAGUAUCUAAAAGGAAAAACUCAACCCAAAAGGACACUAUAGCUCAGUUAUCUGCUUUAUUUGUCCCUCUGGUUAAUACGGACAAAGCUUCUGAUACUAGGGCAAAACCCAGCAGGCCUUCCAGAAAAUCCAAGUCUACUAAUGUUCGAUUGAGGAGUAGAGGAAAAUCCAAAAUUUCUUGCAGUGUCAACUCAAAGGAUGAAAUAGGUGGUGACAUUCAAGCUGGUCCUGUUAACGAUAUUCAUGCAAAGGAAGUUCAAACCACUAGACAUAUUCAAAGCAAUCUGGACGUUGGAAGCUUGGAUGAUCCACCAAUAGUGAAGAAACUACCCUCCCUGACUAAUAAUAUGGUAUUGCAGAGAUGUGGGAACACCCCUAGUAAAAUUCAGUGUGCUUUUUGUCUUUCAUCAGAAGACACUGAGGCUUCUGGAGAAAUGGUUCACUAUUACAAGGGCAAACCCGUUGCUGCAGACUAUAAUGGGCAAUCGAAGGUUAUUCAUUCACACAAGAAUUGCACUGAAUGGGCACCCAAUGUGUACUUUGAAGAAGAUGUUGCCAUGAAUCUUGAAGCUGAAUUAGCUAGAAGUCGAAGAAUCAAAUGUAGUUGCUGUGGACUUAAAGGUGCUGCCCUUGGAUGUUAUGAUAAGAGUUGCCGGAAGAGUUUUCAUAUUCCUUGUGCCAAGUUGACGCCUCAAUGUAGAUGGGAUACAGAAAACUUUCUCAUGUUAUGCCCCCUUCAUUCCUCUUCGAAGCUUCCUAAUGAAUGUUCUGAAUCCCAACCAAGAAAGAGAAAAUGCAACUUAAAAAGGUCACCUUCUGUUCAAGAAAAUAGUGUUGCUGUUAAGCAUGAUCUUGUAACCUCCCCUAAUUGGAGUUCUCGUGGAUCCUUUAGGAAAUUAGUUCUCUGUUGUUCAGCUCUCACAAAUUCAGAGCAGGAAAUAGUUUCUGAAUUUGAGAGAAUUUCUGGAGUUACAGUGUCCAAGAAGUGGGAAUCAAAUGUCACUCAUGUUAUUGCAUCAACAGAUGAAAGUGGAGCAUGCAAAAGAACCCUCAAAGUUUUAAUGGGGAUCUUGGAUGGGAAGUGGAUAUUAAGCAUGAAAUGGAUCAAUGCUUGCAUGGAAGCAACGAAACUAGUUGAUGAGGAGUGUUUUGAAAUUACUGUUGACACUCAUGGAAUCAGGGAUGGCCCCCGACUAGGAAGACUCCGGGUCCAAAACAAGCAAUCAAAGCUAUUUGAUGGGUUUAAGUUCUACUUUAUGGGAGAAUUUUUACCUUCAUACAAGGGCUAUCUACAAGACCUCAUUACUGCUGCUGGAGGAACUGUUCUGCAUAGAAAGCCUGUUUCGGGUUAUGGGAAAGGCUUGCCAUCCGGUUCUACCACUACCGAGACUUUUGUUAUUUACAGCCUUGAGCUAUCUGAUCAAUCUGACCCCACCAAGAGGAUUUUGAUAGUCAACCGUAAGCGGUCUGAUGCAGAGGCUCUAGCAAGUUCAUCUGGUGCCAAAGUAGUAAGCAAUUCAUGGGUUUUGAACUCCAUUGCUGCCAGCAAGUUACAAAGUCUUGCUGAAUAACUAUGCACGUUAUAUAUACAUAACUUUGUACACGAUU